AUGAUGCAGAUCGGUUACAUCAAGAGUCUCCUGACAGUCUUAUUGACGAUUGUGUCGUUAUCUUCCGCACAACAACAACAACAGCAACAAGAUCACCAUUCCGUCCUCGUCAAGGACCGAGAACUUCAACAACAAGUGCAACAAGUACCACAACAGCAACAACAAGGACAUCGAAGAGAGCAAGUAACAUGUGAACGAGGAAACAGAACUCCUUUCCAGAGCAGAAUCGAACUGAGCCUAGCUGUCACUCUUUACGCCAUCACCAAUGGGGCGGACAUUAGUCAACAGGCUGUCUAUGGGACUCCAAUCAAUUGUUGGGAUGUUUCCCGAAUUUCCAUCAUGACGCGAUUAUUCGAGGGAAGAUCCACUUUCAAUGCCGAUAUUUCGGGGUGGGAAGUCUCCCAAGUGACCAAUAUGGAUCGCAUGUUUGCCAAUUGCACCUCGUUCAAUCAACCCUUGGAUUCGUGGGACAUGUCGGGGGUGACCUCGGCGAAUGCCAUGUUUGAAAAUGCCCGGUCCUUCAAUCAGGAUCUAUCCUCCUGGAACUUGCAAUCGUUGAACAGCGCUUCGGGUAUCUUCAGUGGGGCAUCUACCUUUCGACAAGACUUGUGUGCUUGGAGCGACCAGUUGCCAGCUUCGUUUGCUUCGAAUCAAAUGCUUGGUGGGUUCCGAAGUACAAACUGCCCCUUCUUGACUGAACCAGUCUGUACACCGGACCAAGGAGGAUGCCAAGGUCCAUUUUGCUUUGCUUGUCCGACGGGACCCACGACUCCCGUGCCAUCCAAAAGUCCCACCAUGAUGCCAUCGUUAAACCCCACGGGUGCAACACUAGCUCCAAGUUCCAUGCCAUCCAAGGCAGGGACAAAAGCUCCAACCCUUCCACCAACAAAAAGACCUACGCCGCUUCCGUCGGCAUCGCCAUCUAGCAGGCCUACCAUCAAGCCGACACCAAACCCAACCGUCACGCCUGGAGAACCCACACUGUCACCUACCAUCACUGCUUCGAUCAAUCCCACCAUUGCCCAGUCCAGCAAGCCAUCUCCUCCACGUCAGGUAGGCGACCUACCAACCCCACCACCUGUACCGACGGCUCCGCUUCCACCAGCUGCUCCGACGGCUCGUCCGGCCGGUCCACGACCCACCUGGAAUCCAACCGAGGCUCCUUUUCGAGAUGACAACAGCGCUGCAACUGCUGCUGCUGGAAGGAUGUCACAAUGGAUGAGAGCCAUGGUCGCAAUUGUAGCAGCAAUGGUGAUUUGUUGGUAA
Molecule: messenger RNA, 1266 nt
Organism: Cylindrotheca closterium
Lineage: Eukaryota; Bacillariophyta; Bacillariophyceae; Bacillariales; Bacillariaceae
Source: the annotation of a GenBank genome assembly